CUGGUUAGUUGUCUGAGCGGAAGUGACGUUUGCCCCGGCCUGGUCUGCGUGUUUUGCAGCGCGGUUUUCCUUGUGAGCGAGUGUGUGUGUCGGGCGGCAACAUGGUGAAACUUACGGCCGAUCUGAUCGAACAGGCGGCGCAGUAUACCAACGCCGUGCGGGACCGGGAGCUGGACCUAAGAGGCUACAAGAUCCCAGUAAUUGAAAACCUAGGUGCAACAUUGGACCAGUUUGAUACAAUUGAUUUCUCUGAUAAUGAGAUUAGAAAGUUGGAUGGGUUUCCUCUGCUAAAAAGGCUAAAAACCAUGUUAUUGAACAACAAUAGGAUAUGCCGUAUAGGAGAAGGCCUUGAGCAUGUAUUGCCAAACUUAACUGAAUUGAUUCUCACAAACAAUAAUAUUAUGGAAUUGGGAGAUCUGGAUAACCUCGCAACAAUUAAAAAUCUCACCUAUCUCAGCCUAUUAAGAAAUCCAGUUAUAAAUAAGAGACAUUACAGACUGUAUAUAGUAUACAAAGUUCCACAAGUCAGAGUACUGGAUUUUCAGAAAGUCAGGCUUGCAGAGCGAGAGGAGGCAGCGAAUAUGUUCAAGGGCAAGCGGGGUGCACAGCUUGCAAAGGAUAUUGCCAAGAGAUCAAAAACAUUUACUCCAGGUGCUGGCUUACCAACAGAAAAGAAAAAAUCUGGGCCUUCCCCUGGUGAUGUUGAAGCCAUUAAGAAUGCCAUUGCCAAUGCUACGACACUAGCUGAAGUAGAAAGACUGAAAGGUUUGCUGCAGUCCGGUCAGAUUCCUGGUAAAGACAGAGUACCAGGGACAUCAGAGGAAGCGGAUGAGGAGAUGGAAGAAGAUGUUACUACCAAUGGGUCUUAAGCUGUCAAGAUAUUUUUUUUUCCCUUUUUUUUUUUUUUUCUUUUCUUACUAUCGGUGUGGUUAGUACUGAAAGCUAAACACUACCUUUAGUUAAUGUAAAUGUUUUGCUGUAAAUUUUGUCUAAUAAAAGUCAUUUUUGUAUUUUA
This is a messenger RNA of Pelobates fuscus (common spadefoot toad), 1015 nucleotides long. It is a transcript of the gene SNRPA1, whose product is annotated as small nuclear ribonucleoprotein polypeptide A'. Gene Ontology annotation, molecular function: protein binding; U2 snRNA binding. The record is from RefSeq and is a predicted model, not a curated record. Gene Ontology annotation, cellular component: U2 snRNP. Gene Ontology annotation, biological process: mRNA splicing, via spliceosome. Bases 102 to 869 code for a protein of 255 amino acids. Lineage: Eukaryota; Metazoa; Chordata; Amphibia; Anura; Pelobatidae. The transcript has 9 exons.